AUGAACGAAAGUCGCGAACGCUUUCGACGCGAGAGGGAGCGAGAGAAGAACACCUACACGUCUCCCCGUCUCGCUCUACGCCGCGUGCUCCUGCUGGCUGAAGGCAGACAGUUCCGGGAAGCGGCUGCUAUUGUAUCAAGACUUGGACCGGGCGUGUUGCAGAGUGUGGUCUCUGACUUGCCAUUGGACUUGUUAAUUGAAGCUUUACCUCAUUCGGCGCAUCUUAUUGAGACGCUGCUAAAUAGGCUCAUAUCGUUGGAGGUUUCUCCACGACCGGAGAUACAAUGCGAGUCGGUAGCCUGGAGGCUGGUCGGACUUCUCGGCGGAGAUCAAGGCUCAGGGAUUCGUGCCAGGACUUCGCGGCUCGCGUCUGCCCUGGUACACUAUGCACCAGAUUCAAGAGACGCUAUUGACUCGAGGAGAAGGCAGCUCGAUGCUGCUGUCCAGGGUCUUGGAACACACGGACUCACAGCAGACUCGUCAGGUACUCUGAUAUCCUUACACGUUGCCAUGAAGAAUGAAUUGCAAAGGCACGUAGAGGUCUACAAACAAGCAUUACACAAGCUGGAGGAACUGUCACCGGUGACAGUAAACCAGGAUCCAGCUUCGUCGUCCCACCAGCGUCUACUCGCUCUCUCCCACGCUGACGUGGAGCGUCGACUGAUUGACAACAAGUCCUUGCUGACCAUCGUUGAUAAGCCAGCCUUAAGACAGCUACCCACAUUGGUAGCAUCUUUAGCAGCAAGGGUGGAGAGCGACAAAGCAGUGCUAGCCUGUAUUGGACAGAUCAAGAGAACUGAUCCGACUUUAGAUUUGAGCGAUACGAGACCGGUAGCGGGUGUGCUUAUGAGCUACUCCCGGGGCUGUGCAGCCGUCCUCAGUCAAAUGUCCGAAGCAGAAGCUACAGGAGGACAGUCGGUCGUGCCCCGGUCACCGACGGACUCUGCCAGCGAUGGAUAUCAUUCCGACAGUGACGACUCACAUCAGCAUCCGGAUAGGAGCAAAUUGGUUUCUGAGUAUGCGUCAGUGUGGGCGCGGGCUGCUGCUGAGGCGCUCCCGGCAUUGGCGGCGCUGGAGCCACUGCGACCGACGCCGCACUUGAAAUACAAGAUCGUCUUCUCUGUUGUUGUUCUCUCUUUCCGAGCAGUGAUAAGUCUUCGUGAUCGUCGCUUGUCCGAAGUGAAGGCUCUACUCGGAGUAAACGAAGAGACUAAAGCCAACGAAGCCACGGUCUCGCGGCUUAUUGUGGCAGCGACACGGAUGCUACAGGAAACAGCUCACAGCUUCCCUCUCGGUGAUGCCGAGAGAACGGUUGUGAAUCAGGUGCUCAAUACUCUCCGGGAGUACCCUUGUCUGGCGUCGUGCGCUGCUCUACACGCGCUAGUCGCGGCCGCCACGCGCGCUGCUUGGACCAUCAGCUUGCACUCUCCACCACUUAGAAUCGACACCGACUUCACUCCUGUGUUAAUGAACCCAGAGAAGCAUGUACGGUUUUCGGCGGGAGAGCUAAAGGACAGACGCUCUGACCUCAUCAAAUCUUUCGUGUGGCCGGCGUUAAUGGAUGGCAACCGAUGCGUGUUCAGAGCCGUUGUACUUACAUAA
Molecule: messenger RNA, 1602 nt
Organism: Bombyx mandarina (wild silkworm)
Lineage: Eukaryota; Metazoa; Arthropoda; Insecta; Lepidoptera; Bombycidae
Biological process (GO): mitochondrial protein catabolic process; mitophagy by internal vacuole formation
Cellular component (GO): mitochondrial outer membrane
Source: RefSeq, a predicted model, not a curated record